Molecule: messenger RNA, 1012 nt
Organism: Acanthoscelides obtectus
Lineage: Eukaryota; Metazoa; Arthropoda; Insecta; Coleoptera; Chrysomelidae
Source: the annotation of a GenBank genome assembly
UUGUUGUUGUUACAUAGUUUCUUAAUACUAUAAGUUAUUUACUCAGCUCAUACAACAAGACAUUGCGUGCAGAUCCUGGGUAUCCUGUGCAUGUCCCUAGCCUCCCCCGCAUAUUAUGGCGGCACACAUUUCUUCCUGUUCGUAGCUACGACCAGUUUCAUCGGCACCAUGAUUUGGAUCUUCAUUUACCUUUUAGGAAUCAGGGAGGCCUUGCAUGCAGUGCCGAUUAACUGGAUUUUAACGGAGUUGGUGAACACAGGAAUUUGCACGGCCUUUUACAUCAUAGCUUUCAUCAUUCAGCUGAUCGUUGGUGCGACAGUACAUCACGCGUACUCGCAUCGAGGAGCUUACAUUGCAGCAGGGGUAUUCGGGAUGAUCAACGCAGGCGUCUACGGUUUCGCUACCUACCUGCUGCACUUGGAAUGGAAAUCCAGUCGGACAACGAAUUAGGUUAUUUUUUUGUAAUUUAAGGAAUACGUACUGUAUAGAAUUUAAGCCACAUCGUCGUAUUUUGUUGUCGAGUUUAUCAAGUCUAAAAUAAAAUCUAACUUAACCUAAGGAUGAUUUCCUCUAAUGGCGUUGGAUUUAGCUCUCUUAUAGCCCGUCUGACAUUGACAAUAACUCCACGGAUUUCUUCAUGGCGAAAUUUCAAAAGUGAAAAUUCAAUAUCAUAUAUACAUAUAUAUAUAUAACUUGAAACGUGGACAUUGUCGUCUAGACCAGUUAGGUGACAAAUAAAGCUCCCGCCUUUAGUUGGGUACUUCGACAAAAUUCAAGCAAUACUUUAUCAGUCUCUAGCUUUCAAUGGACUAUACCGUCAUCAUCAGGAGCUGCAAUAACAUUAAGAAGAAAUAGCAGCUAUUGUGCAAAAUGAUUUUAAAUUACUUACGAUAGUAUGUGAGAUUGUUGCUAAAUGUUAUUAAAGGAUAAGUUGAGGGAAACAUUUAGUAACCUGGUGAAAGAUGAUUCCAUGAUACAUUCGUUAAAAUUAAUAUAAAAUACACACAGCUGU